This is a messenger RNA of Paralichthys olivaceus (Japanese flounder), 786 nucleotides long. Its product is annotated as putative defense protein Hdd11. The record is from RefSeq and is a predicted model, not a curated record. Gene Ontology annotation, cellular component: membrane. Lineage: Eukaryota; Metazoa; Chordata; Actinopteri; Pleuronectiformes; Paralichthyidae.
AUUUUUGGGUUGUGUGACUCAGCAGAAUAUCCAUCACUUGAUUGGUUUUGUGUAUCAUCAUUUAGCACUGCUUUCAUUUGACAGAUUUUCACUCAGGCAGAUGGAGCUGUGCAUGUUGUAUGCUUUCUUGGCACUUCAAGUGGUGUGUUUUAUCGAUGGCUAUCCCAGCGGUGCGCCUACGGGUGCCUGCGAGGACAUGAUACCUCGACACUCCGGGGUGCUGCCGCAGCCUUCACCUGCACCCUACUCUGUCCUCACCAACGCCAAGAAUUACCAGCCGGGGAUGCCCAUCACCGUGACGAUCACUGGACCAGAAUACAGAGGUGUGCUUCUGGAGGCUCGAAUAAGCGGCAGCACCAACGCUCUGGGGACCUGGAAACUUCCUCCUCCAGACACCAAGUUUCUUGAGUGCAACGGAGAACCACAAGGUGCUGUUACUCAUUCCAACACCAACCUGAAGGGCAACACCACCGUAUACAGAUGGAUCCCACCCAAGUUAACAAGCCCUGUCUACUUCAUGGCCACCAUAGCUCAGCAGCGCACAGUCUUCUGGAUUAAUGUGAAGUCCAGCACUCUGACCAGCGGGAAACCAGGAGGUCUCAGUUUUGCUACGGGGGCAAGUGCUGGACGGGCUGACGAAAAACCUCUGCUCCUCCUCGUGUUGGGUUUUCUAAUGUUCCAAAUGCUAGUGUGAACAGAAUGUGAUAAAUAAAACAAAGGCAAUCGAUGACUGUUACAGUGUUUUACAAAUCCAAGAAUCUCUUAUAAUAAAAUGAUUAAUUUGAA